This is a messenger RNA of Prionailurus viverrinus (fishing cat), 1653 nucleotides long. It is a transcript of the gene CERKL, whose product is annotated as ceramide kinase like. The record is from RefSeq and is a predicted model, not a curated record. The coding region runs from base 31 to 1653 and encodes 540 amino acids. Gene Ontology annotation, molecular function: kinase activity. Lineage: Eukaryota; Metazoa; Chordata; Mammalia; Carnivora; Felidae. The transcript is spliced from 13 exons.
CCAGGGUGCCGCUCAGCUAGCGUCUCCGCCAUGCCUCGGGGGAGGCGCGGCGGCCGGGUGAGCGCCCUGGAGGGCGGCCCGGAGGAGGAAGCGCCCCCGGCGGCGGCCGCGGUGCCCUCGGCGCUGUGGGCGUCCCAGCUGCAGCCGGAGGCGGCGGCCGGGCAGGUCCUGCUGCGUGGCAUCUUCGAGAUCGGGAGGAGCAGCUGUGACGUGGUGCUGAGCGAGCGGGCCCUCAGGUGGCGGCCCAUCCAACCCGAGCGCCCCGCGGGUGACUCCAAGUAUGAUGUUCUAUGUAAAGAAGAAUUUAUUGAACUCAAGGACAUAUUCUCUGUCAAACUGAAACGGCGUUAUUCUGUUAAACAGCAGGGAAGUGGUACCUUAUUAGGUAUCACACUCUUCAUAUGUUUGAAAAAGGAACAAAAUAAAUUAAAAGAUUCUACGCUUGAUCUUAUUAAUUUAAGUGAAGACCACUGUGAUGUGUGGUUUAAACAAUUCAAGAAAAUUUUGGCUGGUUUUUCAAAUAGACCAAAGUCAUUAAAAAUAAUUCUUAACCCCCAAAGCCACAAAAAAGAAGCUACCCAGGUCUAUUAUGAGAAGGUUGAACCACUGUUGAGGACAGCAGGAAUAAAGACUGACGUAACAAUAACAGAAUAUGAAGGACAUGCUCUGUCACUCCUAAAGGAAUGUGAACUCCAGGAAUUUGAUGGUGUUGUCUGUGUUGGUGGAGAUGGAUCGGCCAGUGAAAUCGCCCAUGCUUUGCUUCUUAGAGCCCAGAAGAAUGCUGGGAAAGAAACGGACCACAUCCUCACCCCUGUCCGUGCAGAGCUCCCUCUGGGUUUAAUACCAGCAGGCUCUACCAACGUACUGGCACAUUCUCUUCAUGGAAUCCCUCAUGUGGUAACUGCAACUUUGCACAUUAUAAUGGGACACAUACAACCUGUCGAUGUCUGCACCUUCAGCACCACUGGCAAAUUUCUUCGCUUUGGGUUCUCAGCCAUGUUUGGCUUUGGGGGAAGAACUUUGGCUCUGGCAGAAAAACAUCGAUGGAUGUCACCCAACCAACGAAGGGAUUUUGCUAUAAUUAAGGCACUGGCAAAACUUAAGCCUGAAGACUGUGAAAUAUCAUUUUUACCAUUUAUCAGCUCUCAGAAUUUACAAGAAAGGAAGGUGGAAGGAUCUCCCAAAUCUGUGAGUAAUGAUCAGUGGCAAACGAUCCAGGGUCAGAUCCUGAAUGUCAGCAUUAUGGCAAUUCCUUGCCUGUGUUCAGUGGCACCUCGAGGCUUGGCACCUAAUACCAGAUUAAAUAACGGAAGCAUGGCUCUUAUAAUUGCACGAAAUACUUCUCGACCAGAAUUUAUAAAACACCUGAAAAGAUAUGCCAGUGUUAAGAAUCAGUUCAAUUUUCCAUUUGUUGAGACUUACACUGUUGAAGAGGUUAAAGUUCGUCCGAGGACUAAUAGCGCACCCAAUCUAGAGGAGGAUGCUGGGAGGCAUGCAGCUGCUUCAGAAAACAAUUUCCCUUGGAAUGUAGAUGGUGAUUUAGUGGAAGUCGCAUCAGAGGUCCAUGUUAAAUUACACCCAAGACUUAUCAAUCUUUAUGGAGGAAGCAUGGAAGAAAUGAAUGAUUCUGAAGUUAACUGUAAUUGUUUAUAA